Messenger RNA from Eurypyga helias (sunbittern), 419 nucleotides. It is a transcript of the gene FABP2, whose product is annotated as fatty acid binding protein 2, intestinal. The transcript is spliced from 4 exons. Gene Ontology annotation, biological process: fatty acid transport. The coding region runs from base 21 to 419 and encodes 132 amino acids. The record is from RefSeq and is a predicted model, not a curated record. Gene Ontology annotation, molecular function: fatty acid binding. Gene Ontology annotation, cellular component: nucleus; cytosol. NCBI's taxonomy places the organism in Eukaryota, Metazoa, Chordata, Aves, Eurypygiformes, Eurypygidae.
GUCCUUCUACAGACAUAAACAUGGCUUUUAAUGGUACUUGGAAAAUAGACAGAAAUGAGAACUAUGAAAAGUUCAUGGAGACGAUGGGUGUUAACAUGAUGAAAAGAAAGUUAGGAGCCCAUGAUAAUCUGAAGAUCACUAUUCAACAAGACGGAAACAAAUUUACUGUCAAAGAAUCAAGCAACUUCCGGACCAUAGAAAUUGAAUUCACUCUGGGAGUGAAUUUUGAGUACAGUCUGGCUGAUGGGACUGAGCUUACUGGUUCUUGGAACAUGGAAGGAAAUAAACUUGUAGGAACAUUUACUAGAAAAGAUAAUGGAAAAGCACUCACAGCAUACAGAGAAGUUGUAGGUGAUGAACUUGUUCAGACCUAUGUAUAUGAAGGAGUUGAAGCCAAGAGAAUCUUCAAAAGGGGCUAA